UAUUUUGAGCAUAAUUAAGUCAUCUUUCACCGGAGAAAAUUAGUAUUAUGCAGGUAGAUAGAGCUGACUCUUAGCUAUCUACUGAUGUAAAAAUUUUCCUAAAAUUCGUUAUCAUUAAUUAGUUCUACUCAUUUUACAGACAUGGAAGAAACCUAUUUAGUUAGUGCAGCAACAAUUUUUUUGUACGAUUCUGAAUGAACUAUUCUUGAAAUCAUCUUAUUAUUUAAAUAUGUUUUACAUUGUAUAUGACGCUGACAUUAUUUUUCGACAAACUACUUGAUUGAAUUUUGAAGCUAUUGACGAAAAAGCUACACUUUUGAGCCAAACAGAGUUAUAAAGCCAAGUUACUAGCAAUAUCAACUUCUCAAACUUUAUUCUGUAUUAGCAAUACGUUAACAAAUUAUUUUAUUAAAUUAUUUUUCUGUCAAUAGGAAGAGUAUUUUUUUAUAGUGUACAUGAAAAGUUUCAAAUAUCGAUGAUCUAAUUGCUAAUUUAGGCUGUAGCUUAAUGAUUCUACUAAUUUGAAUGCACAAAAAUGCGUUUAAAAUACUCUAGCUCUAUUAUAUGCCCAUUAUUUGUUGAAAAUACUGUUUUUUUUCACAAUUUUCACAUAUGUGGUAGAUUUUAAGAUUCUGAACAACUUUGUCAUUUAGUAUAGCAUCGAAAUUGGGUUCUGAGAGACGCUAGAGAUUUUUUCCUAUCUAUCCGUGUGAUUUACACGGGAUUAUCAUAAUUACCCCAUGAAAAAUAGCUGUGUUAUCAUAAUUACCCCAAAGAAGACAAAUGAAAAAAAUGACUAUGUCUUUUACUUUUCGUAAUUUCUAAUUAACUAAUUUAGAUUAAGUCCAAAUGGCUGACAAUUCAUAUGGGAGAUAGAGCAGAAAAUUCUCUACAAGAUGGUGUACUUUUUAGUCAGUUUACUCUAAGUUUCCUGUUCAAACUAAAUGGUUUAAGUUCAUUCCAGCUAUUUUGGCUGUAGUUAUCAUAAUUACCCCAUGAAAAAUAGCUGUGUUAUCACAAUUACCCCAAAUGGGGGAAUUAUGAUAAUUCUAAACCUGUUCACUGGAAAUUGAUUAGAACUAAUUAAUGAUAACGAAUUUUAGGAAAAUUUUUACAUCAGUAGAUAGCUAAGAGUCAGCUCUAUCUACCUGCAUAAUACUAAUUUUCUCCGGUGAAAGAUGACUUAAUUAUGCUCAAAAUAUCUGAAAAGUUUUAGGCGAUUAUCAGAAUUACCCCAUGUGACUCUACGGAUUUAUUUUAGAUAAUAUGCCAACAAAUUUAAAGGACAUUAUUUUUAUCUUAUCAGAAGUGUAUUCCUUAACAUAUUUUAUACCUUCUCUUUAGGUGAAAAACCGCAUGCGUGCACAAUUUGUGGUAAAGCAUUUUCCACUUCAAGUUCAUUGAAUACUCACAGUCGUAUACAUAGUGGAGAAAAACCUCAUUCAUGCGAAGUAUGUGGAAAACGAUUUACAGCUAGUAGUAAUUUGUAUUAUCAUCGCAUGACACAUACAAAGAAAAAACCACACAAAUGUGGAUUUUGUGAAAAAUCAUUUGCCACACCGGGUGAUCUACGUGGUCAUAUUCAUAUCCAUCGUGGCACAUGGCCCUAUCUUUGUCCACAAUGUUCAAAAGGAUUUUCAAAGCAAACAAAUUUAAAAAAUCAUCUUCUCACUCAUACAGGUAAGAUACAUGUGUUUCAAUCUUUAAUCAUUUAAUUUUCUUUUUUUCAAAACUUAGGCAUAAAAGCACACAGAUGUGAUACCUGUGGUAAAAGGUUUUCAUUAAAUUGCAAUUUGAAAUCUCAUCAAAAACUUCAUCGGUACAAUACUUUUCCAGGUAGUUAUAAUUAGUCAUUCAUGUUUUUGAACUGACUUCUAGUAUAGCCAAUAAACUGAGAUCUAAAAUAGUUUUUUCAGGCGUUUUUUAUUUCAUGAAGUUAUUGGUAUUAUUAAACCGUCUUCAAUGACGAAUUUCAGGAAUACGAUCGCAGCUAUCAGGAAAGAAAAAUUUCCGUUUUACUCUGGUGAACGUUUUUUUAUCCUACCCAAGAGUCUAAAUUUAAACUGAUCAUCUGAUUGUUCUCCUUCUAGGAAAUCAUCAGGCACAGAAUUCAUCCAAAGUUUCGCCAUCUACUGCUUGUACAUCUUCGAUCUUUUAUCCCGCUAUAAAACACACAGACGGCCUCAAUUCACUGAAUUCACAUUACUUUCCAUCAAAAUUAUCAGCAGAUUUUAUUCAACUACUAAGAUCGUACAAUAGUCAGACAGUAACUCAGUGAACAAAUAUGUUUUAUGAAUAUAAUUAUAAUUUUAUUCUUUAGUCACAGUUUUUUUUUUAAAAUAAAUAUUUCCGACCAAAAAUAUCGCGGAUUCGUUAGAUAAAAGAAACUGAGUGAUCAAGAAAGAUUAUUUUAAAAAAUAAUAUCUGUCAAACACUAUCACUGUAACUUUGACAUGCAUCCUUCAAUAUCUUUAUACGUGCCUUGUUACUUUUAUUGAUUUCUACGAGAAAGAUGUCAUAUUCAUACUGAGCAUGAUUGAAAAUAUAUGUCGCAUUGUUUUCAGCCCGUUGAACGACAAAAAGGAACGAAAAAACCAUGACCAUGUGUGAGUUUGGAACAAAACAUCUAGACGAGGAUUUUGAAGCGUAACAUUAGACUUAUGCCAUUAAUUUAGGUGUGUAUCUUGAACGAAAUUUUAGACGGUUGUUCAUUUGUAAUACAACGUUUAAAAGUGCGACAUAUAUUUCUUUUGCAUGUCUGCAUCCAGGGCUGGUUUUAGCGGAGGAGGUCAUGGGGGUAAACCCCCUGCCCCCCAAUAAUUGAAAAUAUUUGAAAAAUAUUGAAAAUUAAAAUUAAAAAUUAAACAAUUAAAACUAAAACAUUAAAAUUAUAAUUCGAUAUUUCGACCUAUUAAUACGAUCAUUUUCAAGUUUCUCCUCGUACAGGAUGUUACAUAAAGUUUAAAACAAAAUAACUGAUUG
Molecule: messenger RNA, 2982 nt
Organism: Didymodactylos carnosus
Lineage: Eukaryota; Metazoa; Rotifera; Eurotatoria; Philodinida; Philodinidae
Source: the annotation of a GenBank genome assembly